Messenger RNA from Mesoplodon densirostris (Blainville's beaked whale), 1011 nucleotides. It is a transcript of the gene KCNK1, whose product is annotated as potassium two pore domain channel subfamily K member 1. Gene Ontology annotation, molecular function: potassium ion leak channel activity. NCBI's taxonomy places the organism in Eukaryota, Metazoa, Chordata, Mammalia, Artiodactyla, Ziphiidae. Gene Ontology annotation, biological process: potassium ion transmembrane transport; stabilization of membrane potential. Gene Ontology annotation, cellular component: membrane. The record is from RefSeq and is a predicted model, not a curated record. The coding region runs from base 1 to 1011 and encodes 336 amino acids. The transcript has 3 exons.
AUGCUGCAGUCCCUGGCCGGCAGCUCGUGCGUGCGCCUGGUGGAGCGGCACCGCUCGGCCUGGUGCUUCGGCUUCCUGGUGCUCGGCUACCUGCUCUACCUGGUCUUCGGCGCCGUGGUCUUCUCGUCGGUGGAGCUGCCCUACGAGGACCUGCUGCGCCAGGAGCUGCGCAAGCUGAAGCGGCGCUUCCUGGAGGAGCACGAGUGCCUGUCCGAGCCGCAGCUCGAGCAGUUCCUGGGCCGGGUGCUGGAGGCCAGCAACUACGGCGUGUCGGUGCUCAGCAACGCCUCGGGCAACUGGAACUGGGACUUCACCUCCGCGCUCUUCUUCGCCAGCACCGUGCUCUCCACCACAGGUUAUGGCCAUACUGUGCCCCUGUCCGACGGGGGCAAGGCCUUCUGCAUCAUCUACUCGGUCAUCGGCAUCCCUUUCACCCUCCUGUUCCUGACGGCGGUGGUCCAGCGUGUCACCAUCCAUGUCACCCGCAGGCCAGUCCUCUACUUCCACGUCCGCUGGGGCUUCUCCAAGCAGGCGGUGGCCAUUGUCCAUGCUGUCCUUCUCGGUGUGAUCACUGUUUCCUGCUUCUUCUUCAUCCCGGCAGCGGUGUUCUCCCUCCUAGAGGAUGACUGGAACUUCCUGGAAUCCUUUUACUUUUGCUUCAUUUCCCUGAGCACCAUUGGCCUCGGGGAUUAUGUUCCCGGAGAGGGCUAUAAUCAAAAAUUCAGGGAGCUCUACAAGAUUGGGAUCACGUGUUACCUGCUUCUUGGUCUUAUUGCCAUGUUGGUGGUUCUAGAAACCUUCUGUGAGCUCCAUGAGCUGAAGAAGUUCAGAAAAAUGUUCUACGUGAAGAAAGACAAGGAAGAGGAUCAAGUGCACAUCAUAGAGCACGACCAGAUGUCCUUCUCCUCCAUCACGGACCAAGCAGCCAGCGUGAAGGAGGACCAGAAACAGAAUGAGCCUUUUGUGCCCCCCCAGUCACCGGCCUUUGCCGACGGGGCCGCGAACCAGUAG